Molecule: messenger RNA, 1200 nt
Organism: Cercopithifilaria johnstoni
Lineage: Eukaryota; Metazoa; Nematoda; Chromadorea; Rhabditida; Onchocercidae
Source: the annotation of a GenBank genome assembly
AUGACGGCAGCACUUUCUCUGGGGAGAUCUCGUCUAACAGCACAGCGUUUUUACGCUGCAGUUACCUCUGCUGCUACACCAAUCAUUUGCAGUUCCAGUUUUCAAUUGCAGCAUUGCGUAGUUGGCAUUCGGUAUGCAUCUACGGCAAAAGAUAUCUUCGUUCCAUCACACGAUUCUCUGGCGGGUAUACCAGAUAUCCCAAUAAUAACUAUGCCUCCGGAAGCAGUAGCUGGUUCAGGCUUUUCCUUUUAUGAAAAGUGGCUUCUGAAGGUCGAUGCAUUGGAUAUGCUUGGUCUUAAUGGUAUAUCAACUGUGGAUAGUAUUGGGCUUUUUUCGUGGUAUUCACCUGCUUCGUGGUAUCGAAUUGGUUUAGAAUUUAUCCACAAUUAUUUUGAUCUCUCUUGGUUUGCUUCUAUUAUAUGCACUACGUUUUGUUUACGAUUAGCAUUUCUACGGGCAACUUUAUUUUUGCAAAGAUUUCCACCAAAGAAAAUGAUGCACGAUGAGACGUUGAAAAUGUUUGAUGAGAAGAAGAAAGAAGCUCGAGAAAUAAUUCGCAGUGAAACUCUGUACCGGAAGAUAUCGCACGACGAAAACAUAUAUGUAGAUACUUAUAAUUUAAGACCCUCCAACAGAUAUUAUUAUUUUCUGCUCAAUUCAGUUUUAUUUAUUUCCCAAUAUCGUGGAAUUACUCUUAUGGCAGAAAACAAUUUUCCUGGUUGGAACACAGGUGGCGCACUGUGGUUCCUGGAUCUAACAGUAACAGAUCCUAACUUCAUUGUACCAGCACUGUCAUCUGUUCUUAUUGGGUGCACACUUUUUCUUGGAUAUGAUCCAACCGGUACCGCAUCCGCUGGCAAAUACGUUAAAGCAUUCAAAUAUCUUGUGAUACCAGCUGGUGUAUUUUUUUUCAGCUCAAGGGUUCCCGUUGCCAUAUCGAUAUACUGGUGUGCCUCAAACUUCUUCAAUCUUUUGUUGACAACAGUUUUACGCGUGCCUAAAAUCCGUUAUGCUCUUGAUAUCCCAUUAAAAGUAACGAAACCGAGUUCCGUGGUGUUCCAAAAAGCAUGGAAGCGUGCAUUUGGUUGGAAGAAGGAAACAGAAAAACAGGCUCGAUCUCGACCUGUAAUGUGGGAGAUAAUGCAGAGACAAGAUUUGGAAAGAUUUGCAAAAGCUAGUGGACAAGGCAUUAGAGAAUGA